UUUUGUGAGAGGACGCCGAUUUCCCGACUACUUGACCGCCGGAGGAGGAAGGAGAAGAAGGUGAAGAACAGUAACAACAAGCAGAAUAAAAUGUCCAACCCCGGUGGACAGUAACAGCUGGGGGAGAAGAGAGAAACCAGUCGGACCGCGCGUCAGAAGAACCUCAUUAACUCCAGGGAAACCCAGAAAGAGGGAGAAAGCGCGAGAGAGGAGCCAGCGAGGAGGGCGCAUCGCUUAUUGCUGCUGGAGUCCUUUUUUAAACUGAUAUGGCUGCUGCACUUUGGAAGCCUAAACCACUGGAUUUGGGCUUGUGGAUCUUCCUCCUGCUCCUCAACUUCCUUGCUGAAGCCAGGGAAGUCAUUGGACACAGAGAGCCGUUGCCUGAUGACAGUAAAGACAACAUCACCAUUUUCACCCGAAUUCUUGACAGGCUGUUGGACGGAUAUGACAACAGACUACGUCCUGGACUGGGAGAGAGUGUGACAGAAGUGGGGACAAACAUCUUUGUUACAAGUUUUGGGCCGGUGUCGGAUACAGACAUGGAGUACACCAUCGAUGUCUUCUUCCGGCAGAGUUGGAGGGACGAGAGGCUGAAGUUUGACGGACCCAUGGAGGUUUUACCCCUCAACAACCUCUUGGCUAGUAAGAUCUGGACUCCCGAUACAUUUUUCCACAACGGAAAGAAAUCGGUGGCCCAUAACAUGACGACUCCCAACAAACUGCUGCGGCUGGUCGACAACGGAACGCUUCUCUACACGAUGAGGUUGACCAUUCACGCCGAGUGCCCCAUGCACCUGGAGGAUUUCCCGAUGGAUGCACACGCCUGUCCUUUGAAAUUCGGAAGUUAUGCUUACACCAAUAACGAGGUGAUCUACCUGUGGAGCCAUGGAGACGAAAACUCGGUUUCUGUUGCGGAAGAUGGCUCCAGGCUGAACCAGUAUGACUUACUGGGACAUGUUAUUGGCAAAGAAACCAUCAGUUCCAGCACAGGAGAAUAUGUAGUGAUGACAACAUAUUUCCAUUUGAAAAGGAAAAUUGGCUAUUUUGUGAUUCAAACCUACCUCCCGUGCAUCAUGACUGUCAUACUGUCUCAGGUCUCCUUCUGGCUAAACAGAGAAUCUGUUCCCGCUCGCACUGUAUUUGGGGUCACCACUGUCCUGACCAUGACCACCCUGAGCAUCAGUGCUAGAAACUCCCUCCCUAAGGUGGCAUAUGCCACUGCCAUGGACUGGUUCAUGGCAGUGUGCUACGCCUUUGUCUUCUCUGCCUUGAUUGAGUUUGCCACAGUCAACUACUUCACCAAACGCAGCUGGGCAUGGGAUGGGAAAAAAGAGGGCAUGGAGAUAAGGAGAAGAGAAUCGUCGACGUUGUCCAAAAAGACAAACAACACCUUCAACAUUGUUGGAACCACCUACGCCAUCAACGAGGCUAAAGACCAAGGUUUAACGACCAUUGCCAAGAGUGCCGCCGCAGCGGCGGCCAAACACCAAUACCUCCAUAAAAUGGAAGACCCCUACACGGAGGCCAAGAAGUCCUACAACCGUGUCAGCAAAGUGGACAAGAUCUCACGCAUAAUUUUCCCAGUUUUGUUCUUCAUCUUCAACUUAGGCUACUGGGCCACGUAUGUCAACAGAAAGCCCGCCAUCAUGAAGGCAAACAACUCAAACUGAAUUUAACCAAAUGCUAGGCUUGAUCUGGAGGUAGACAGGUUUGCAGGAGGCCAAGUCCAUCGCAUCUCAUUGUGUGCGGGUGCGUUUUGUGGGUCUGUUUUUUCUUAAGAGUUUGAUAUGUUGCACGUCUGUAUAGAUGGAAGGCACAUUUUAACAUGGAGUAGAUUCUCAUACAGUCGUGGACCUUGGAGGCAGCACAUUUUCCCCCCAGAUUGUUUUGGGGUAAAUUUAUUCCCCCCCCCCCCCCCCCCCCCCUCUCCCACUUAGCUCUAGCCCUUUUCCCUGUUGUGAGUAACCAAGUGUCCCUUUGCUGUAUCUUGAUGCCGGCCGUUUUGUAGAGUAGUCAAACUAUGUUUUGACAUGUUUGUGCUUUGCUUAUAAUAAGUUAAGAGCAAGCAUGCAUUUGACGUUUUCUUUGAAGCUCAUUAGCAAUGCCGAAGACUUUUUGACGCGUCCAUUGAAGCUGACAACACGCAUGCACGCAACCAGCAAUGCACACCAGAAGAGCCAUUCGGUUUUGGGCUUUACCAUACAUCUGUUAGCCGGGGGCAGCCUGUAUCGUUCCAUAGGAACAUCAUUAAUAAUAGUCAGCGACUGGCCUUCAGCUGCUGCUGAAUCUCAACAGGCCCGAUGGAGAAUCAUUUUGAAUUGCUGGCACGUCGCGUGGGGGCUGCCUGUACAUUUUCUAGUCCGGUGGCGCUUAUUGUUUUUACCGGGCCGCGUACGCUCAAUGACGGAGAAGCUGUGUGCCUUGGUAAAUACACGCAAGGAGGAAGGCUUUUAGCCGCUCGCAUUUCCAGAGCGGUGGUCUGUGUGUAUACAUUAAAUGCACACAUAUACUAGUGUCCACAGGUUCCGCACUCUGCAGUAUGUGGCUGCCCCCCCCCCACUUAUCCCAACCCCCCACGGGCAUGGGCACAGAGUGUAAAAUUGCCCAUUAUAGUGGAAGGUUAACAGACCUCUGCCUGUGAAAAGAUGACGCAAAAGAGAUUAAAAGGAUGCAGCGUAGUCCAGAAUAAUUAUCAUGUGCAUUUGUGUUUUGGCUCGUGAAGUAUCCAUGAGCUAAGCAGUCAUAACAAACUGCCACCAUUACCUCAGACUGGAGUGGAAUUCUGAAUUUUUUAUUUUGCGUUUUCCAUGGAAAUGCAAAUAACAUUAGCUUUUUUAUACAUUAGAAUCAUGAUUUCUUUCGUAGGCAGGCACCCUGGUGCCUUUAUUUCUUUGUUUUCUCAGCAGUGUUUGCUCCAUUUUGAUUUCUCUGCAUUGUCAUAAAAUAAUUAGUUUCAUGUUGUACUUGAUUGUGUAAAGUAUAUUGGUGUCAAUUAUUUGAUUGUCUACAUAUGCUUUACCGUUUUUGUGUUUUGAGGUAGACAACCAAGUCCAAUAUGUCUCAAUCAUGCAGUAUUUCUAAACAGAUUAUUGUCACUGGAGACUAUCAUACUACAAAAUACUGUGAAACAAAAUAACAAAAAUUAUGAUAAAUAAUAAUUGUUUUGAGAGCAAAUUAAUCAAAAUGAUUUAUUUUUUUAAAUAGCAGUUUGUCUGUAGUUCUGGCUGCUGUCUCCAACUUCGGUUUUCUGUUUGUUAAGAUCUGUAUUUGGUUUUGUAUUGAAUUUGGUAUGCGUUUUACACAGGUUUGAUGUCAUUCUAAAGUAAUUUCCGUUUCUGCUUGAUGCAUUUAUGCAUUGUCUUCAUUAUGAACUCUUUUAUGACCACUUGCUACAUCCAGUGGAUUCAAACUGUACCUUCAGCGGUACAGUAAGCCUGGGAGAAUGAGGGAACUGUGCUGUGGCCUCUUAAAAAGGUGUGUUAGUAACACAAAACAUGUACAAUGUAUGCAUCAUAGUUUUAUGCAUGACAAUCUGUACAUGUGUAUGUCUGCAACCUCCAAUAAUGAGGUUUGUCACACUGGAAUAGGGCUAAGUAUCAGUGAUUCUCCCCAGUUAGUUGCCAUGUACAUACUCAUAACAUCAGCAACAUCUGCGUAAACACCAAAAAGCCCAAUUACUUGUGCAUAUUGUUAGGAUGCUAAUAUUUUACAGCUUCUGAAAGUGUUGUUAGCCUUAUUUGGUAACACGUCUCACUUACCGUAAAUUAAAAUACAAGGUGAGAAAAGGGGAAGACGGUUUGCAAUCGACUAUGUAAAUACAUGACCACUCAACUUUUUAGUUUCCGCCGCGGAAAAAGCAUCAAGGCCACAUUUCAAACCGGUAACUGCAGGCUCUUCAAAACCUGAAUGAUAUAAUUAGAUGAAUUUGUUAAUCAAUGAUUGAAUGUCGGUUGGCAUCAGUCUCAUUAUCUCUAGUCCUGCAGUGAUUUUUCAAUAUUUGACUUUGUAGUAAAUUAAACACUGCACAGAACCUUGGAACCUUUAACUUAACCAAAAUGCAUGUCAAAAGUCAUAGAGAGAACAUUUUGUUCACGAUCUAAAAACUCGCAGCACAAAUGGAACAGAAUGAACGUCUACUGGUAAACCAUUUAAGUUCAAACACAUACACAAACCCAAACAAUGACAAGAUAAAUGACAACACUACAAACUUUUGAUGAGAUUCGUGAGGCGCUUAUAACAUUUUAAUAGUCGCGAUAAAUCCCAUUAAAUUCAUAAUGACAAACCAGGUGAAAAUGUCCCUUCUAAAUAGCAAUUAUUUUGUACAACAAUCAGGCGCCAUGCUGCGGACACGGUGUGACUUCUGGAAUUGAAUCCACUGUUGCUGUGAGGACGACUGAGGGCCAAGUCUCGGUAUAAGACUCAAUUUUGAUGAUUUUGUCUCAAACAAAUGGAUUCCCGUCUCAAAACAAAACUGAUAAGCAUCUGCUGAGGGUGUUAAAAGCCGACUGGCUGCUGCUAAUUCCAUAUCUGAUGCAGCGUUAUGUUUAUGCAUGAUUAUCUGGCUAAUGUGAUCUAGGUUGUAAACAGUCAUGAGAAGAAGCCGCCGCCGAGUAUUGGAUCGGCCUUCGUCAGCCUCAAAAAGACAGUCAUCCUGAGUGACAGUCUUCUCAUUUCCAAAUGUCACGAAUGAAGCCAGUUGACAUGAUAAUUAUGUUGUAAAAUGUGGGCAUCAACGAUGCACUCGCAUUUUAGCAUUGUAAAGGAAUACAAUGGAAUUAGAUCGUAGAAAAGAUGAUAAAAUGAUAAAAACCCUGUCCAAAUAUCUUUAAGAUGUGAAUUUCGGAAAUAUUUUCCUGCUGCAUCUUCACACAUAACUGAUCAUAAAUGGUUUGCCGGGGGAUCUGUUUGGUCCAUUUGGUGUGUGGGUGACCCUUGUAAUCUACAGGUAUAUCCUGUAUACAGAAGCCUCUGCUUAAGCAACUAGCUUAAUACAUGUCCCAAUUUGGCCAAAAUUACAUGUUUAGCUUGGCACGACAUAUGAGAUAAGUGUGAAAAAGACUUUCAGAUACACAAAAGCCCGACCUGCGGCCUCCGCAGCAGAAUCCAUGUCAUCCAAACUGCUCAGACCGAUAACUCUACAGCCAUAGCAAGUAGAUCAUGGAGUAGUUCAAAAAGUAUUAGAUGACAGAUCAACUUUAAAAAGAAGUAAACUAAUAAUGCAAGUAUUUCAAUGAGUAUGCACGUUCAUCUUGCAUUAUAAAUGAUGGGCUUGUGGUAUUUUGGGAAUUAUUUCCACAUAUCCGUAUCCGAGGGGUUUUGAUGGACAGGGCUCUUCUCUAUUGUUGCCAUUUAAGUUUGGUAAUGACUUAUUCGUGUCAUUAAUGUUAUAAAUACUUUCCUCGCAAGACAUAUCAUCCUAUAAGAUACUGUAUAUUAAGAGUGUAUUACUACUGUAUAUGAAUCUAUCUAUUCAGUAUAGCAUUAAAUAUAAUGUUUUAUACAACAUAACCGCUACAAUGAUGCAAAUCUCUUGAUGGGUAGAAAGCUGUAGACUAAUAGAUUACCUAAACGACGUAUAAUGAACUAAAUGGCAACAAUUCUAAUCGCUCAGAAUAGAGAUACCAACUUGUGAAUUUGUAGAUAUUGUGAAAUCAAUUGCUAUAGUUUUUGUAAAUAUUGAUAAGUCACGUCAUUUAUUUUUGACAUCCAAUAGGUACCGCUGUCAUUCAUCGCGCUCUGUGACAUCACGUCUUAUGGUACUUUAAAAAAAAAAAAGACCCACAGUAGAGACGAUAUUCAUCAAGCUACUUACGCCAUCUGUACCUUGUGUGCAAUUUUUAAACCCAACUGUGAAUUAGCAGCUGUCUGCAAGCAGAGUUGUACACACUGUGCUCUUUCUCCAGCAAUUUCACUGCAUGUCUCUACGCGUUGAGAGAUCAAAGACGUCCUCCACAAAGACAGCGGCGGACAUCGUGGACUUUGUGUUUUUGUUGGGACGUCGCUCUCUAUAUGCUCAGUGACUGGACUCUGGAUGUUGCCCUCUUGCUCGUUCAUGUUCUUACUGUAUGACAUGUAGCACAUGGAGGAUUAAAAAGGAAGUUGUAUUUUGUCUUUGAGUUUCAAAGACCCUUCUUGGUCUACAUGGUGGACGCGCCCGAUGCUUGUUUGGGAAAUGUUUGGGUGCGAUUCUUUUGUGUCAUUGUCGGGAGUUGUUUUCUCUGCGGUGCUUACACUGUGAUUUGUUGUUCGAGAUGAAAUAAAAGCAGUGCAGUCUGAGGAUAUCCCACCGGGAAGAAAGAAGGUGUCACUUACAUAACAAAUCAAACCAAUUAAAAUGUCUUUCUGGGACGUUUGGCAUCGUGCAACGUAUAAUAUCCAGAAGGACUGUAACAUAUUACACACAAAACUGUCAAACCACAAACAGGGCUAAUUUUACAUUUCAGUAUUGGUGACACAAAAAUACAUUUUAGCAAAUUGUGUUUUCCUAUAAAAGCUGCUGGCGGGAACACAAUAAAAAGACUGAAUAGCGUGUGACAAUGAAGUAUGUUUUAAGGCUUAACUGGACGACUAUGGUCAGAAGGUUCUGCAACACUCGAUCCAUUUAGAACUUGUGUAUUUUUAAGCUCUAUAAAGUAAAAUGACCCACAAAAAAAAGAAUAUGGUUUGGUUUUAAUAUGUAGCGAGAAUUAACAAUACGAACAUCUAAACCUGACACUCUGCGAUGGAUCAGUUAAAGAAAUGAUAUAGUCCUAAAACAUUAAAUCUCCUGCUGUGUGUACAGAGCACUGAACUAAGCUGAAGGUUUUCAGUGUGUGAUUGUUUUCAAUAAAUAAACGCUGCAGCUGUCGACAGACGUUGAA
Molecule: messenger RNA, 6860 nt
Organism: Gasterosteus aculeatus aculeatus (three-spined stickleback)
Lineage: Eukaryota; Metazoa; Chordata; Actinopteri; Perciformes; Gasterosteidae
Gene: gabra3
Product: gamma-aminobutyric acid type A receptor subunit alpha3
Biological process (GO): monoatomic ion transmembrane transport
Cellular component (GO): membrane
Molecular function (GO): extracellular ligand-gated monoatomic ion channel activity; GABA-A receptor activity
Source: RefSeq, a predicted model, not a curated record